UUUUUUUACCGCGCCAUUUCACCAUGGAUCGUUCCCUCCACCACCAUCAAACUCACCGGCGGAGACUUCUAUAUAACUCUUCACUUUCUCUCUCCUCCCAAAAAUGAACUCCCUCUUGCUUCCAUAAGCGGAAACCUCAUCAAUUCCUCUCAAAUCUGCCCCCAAUCCCUCACUUGACUCCUUCCCGCUUCAGCUGAGGCCGAGAAUCUAGGGUUUCAGCGAUCGGCUCGAGCUCUGGGAUGGUUCUCACGAGGUUUCAAUGGCGGUACGGAGGUCGCCAGGUCUUCCUCUGCGGUUCUUUCUCGAGCUGGCUGGAGCAUUAUCCGAUGGCCGUUGUGGAGGGCUCGCCGUCGGUUUUCCAGACGAUUUGUGAUCUCCAGCUAGGGUUUCAUCAGUAUAGAUUCUUGGUUGACGGUGUUUGGCGCUGUGAUGAACAACAAUAUAUUAUUCCUGCGGAUCAUGGAAUGGUAAACAAUGUAAUUUUUGUAGAGGAGCCAAACAUUUUGAGUCCAGUCCCUCACUACGAUCCCUAUGUAUCUGGAACAAUGCAUGUAAAUGAUGGCCUUCCUUUACAUUUGGCACCACAGAACUACAUGCCACCAGGGUCGUUGAUUCCAAUCCCAGAUGCAGAGAUACAAACUUCUCGUAGAGGGAUUUCCAAUAUCCUCUCAAAUCAAACUAUAUAUGAUAUCCUUCCAGUCUCGAGCAAGGUCUUCGUUGUAGGUGCUCAGCUUCCUGUUAAACAGGCAUUCCAUAUCAUGUAUGAAGAAGGUCUGGCUGUUGUUCCUAUUUGGGAUGAUAGUAGAGCAACGAUAACGGGGAUGCUCACUGCUUCUGAUUUCAUAUUAAUUUUACAAGAGCUGCAGAAGAAUGAAAGAAUGCUCGCUAACGAAGAACUAGAAAUGCACUCAGUUUCUGCUUGGAAAGAAGGAAAACUCCAACUAUACAGACAGUGCAAUGGACCUAUAGGCCUAAAUUUAAGGCCUUUGAUUCAUGUCUCAGAUCAGGAUUGUCUGAAAGAUGUAGCUCUUAAGAUUUUGCACAAUGAGAUAUCAGCAGUUCCUAUUUUCAGAUCUUUGCUGCCAGAUUCUUCAUGCAUGCCAUUGUUGAAUGUCGCGAGCCUUCCUGUAAUUUUGAAAUACAUUACGUGCCAUUUGGGAGAGGUUGUAGGUUCAGUGCCUAUACUACAGCAUCCAGUUUGUAGGAUUCCUGUUGGCACGUGGUUGCCAGAGACUGGCAGAGGUAGUGGACAUCAUUUAGCAGUGUUGCAGCAGAAUGCCUCCUUGAGCUCUGCUCUUGAUUUGCUACUAAAAGGUAGAAUAAGUUCCAUUCCGGUAGUGGAUGGCAGCGGAUCUUUAAUCGAUGUAUACUCUCGCAGUGACAUUAUGGCUUUAGCAAAAGAUGAUAUGUAUGCUCGCAUUCAGCUGGACCAAAUAACCAUGAAUCAAGUAAGUGAAGACUGUUUCACUUGUACAUUUUACUUGUAAUUCUAUCAAUCUAACACAAUUUGUCACUAUUUCGCAGAAAAUGAUUUUAUGUUCAUACCUUUGUCCAACAUAUAUAUCGGCUUUAAUGGAGGGAAAAUUGCAAGAGCUUCAUUUAUACCUGGAUUUGCAAGAUAGUUCAAUCUAUCUAACAUAAUACUAAAACAAUUUCACCACUAUUUACAGGAAAUGGUUAUACCUUGAUCUAGUAUUGUUCUCUUUAUUCAAGGAAAAAUUACGUGAAAUCCCUUUCAUUUAUACCCAGUUUUUCAAGAAACUGGUUUAAUUUAUUAAGUUUGACAAAGAACCCCCUGAUUUUUGCAUGUUAAGCAUCCUUUAGUAGUUUAAAGAAUUAACUAAACUUUGUGAGGCCUCUUCCUUUUAUUAUUUUGAGGAGAGUAGCAUCAUGUUUUGUGAAGAGAUGCUUUG
This is a messenger RNA of Asparagus officinalis (garden asparagus), 1913 nucleotides long. RefSeq names its product sucrose nonfermenting 4-like protein. The coding region runs from base 240 to 1487 and encodes 415 amino acids. The record is from RefSeq and is a predicted model, not a curated record. NCBI's taxonomy places the organism in Eukaryota, Viridiplantae, Streptophyta, Magnoliopsida, Asparagales, Asparagaceae. The transcript has 11 exons.